Molecule: messenger RNA, 1164 nt
Organism: Penicillium canariense
Lineage: Eukaryota; Fungi; Ascomycota; Eurotiomycetes; Eurotiales; Aspergillaceae
Product: SOS response-associated peptidase
Exons: 3
Coding region: 1-1164 (387 amino acids)
Biological process (GO): DNA damage response
Molecular function (GO): single-stranded DNA binding
Source: RefSeq, a predicted model, not a curated record
AUGUGCGGGCGCUACGCUCUGGGCGUGCGCUUGGCAUACAUCCAACAGCAGCUUCAGGAACAUGGCAUGCAAGUAGACGAAGCGCCAGAUGACGAUGAGGUCCGCGAGACAUACAACUUUGCACCAGGCAGCUUCGGCGCGGUCUACCGUGCCGACAUCGCUGACCCUCAUUCUCGCUCCGACCGGGACACAGAAGCGCACCGGGAACGGCGUGAAGACCUCCCAGAACGAGAGAAGCAUGAUGAUCGGGAUACCAAUGAACCCGUAGAUACAAAACAGCCCAAAUACAAACUUCAGAGCAUGAAAUGGGGCCUCAUUCCGUUCUGGACGAAGCGACAGCCCGACUACGGCUCUAUGUUGCGCACCAUCAAUUGUCGCGAUGACUCAUUGAUCGAAAACCGGGGCAUGUGGACGUCCAUGAAACAGCGCAAGCGCUGUAUUGUCAUCUGCCAAGGCUUCUACGAAUGGCUAAAGAAGGGUCCAGGGGGCAAAGAGAGGGUCCCGCAUUUCGUCCGGCGCAAGGACGGAGACCUGAUGUGCUUUGCCGGGCUGUGGGAUUGCGUGAGAUACGAAAACACCGAUGAGAAGCUAUACACGUACACCGUGAUCACAACCUCCUCGAAUCCAUAUUUGAAGUUCCUUCAUGACCGCAUGCCUGUUAUCAUGGACUAUGGAAGCGAGGAGAUGAAAACAUGGCUCGACCCUAGCCGAAAGACCUGGUCGAAAGAAUUGCAAUCAAUUCUUAAACCUUACGAAGGCGAGCUCGAGUGCUAUCCCGUCUCAAAAGAAGUCGGCAAAGUUGGCAACAAUUCACCCGAUUUCAUUAUCCCCGUGAACAGCAAGGAAAACAAGAGUAAUAUUGCCAACUUUUUUGCUAAUGCCAAGGCGAAAGAGGUGUCUCCGAAGAAGCAAUCUGGUAUCAAGGGUGAAAAAGACGAAGAACGAGAGGACACCGCCGAGCAUGGGGUCAAGAGAGAGCACAGUCCGGACACAGCGAGUGCCAAUGACGAAAGCAAGAAAGCAAAAAUACAUCAGGUCCCAGCCGCGCCGUCGCCGCAGAAGUCCAAAAUGCGCAGUGCAACGCGCAAUACGCCCACAAAGAAGGCCAGCACGUCAAAGCCGCCGGACGGAUCACAACGAAUAACAAACUUUUUUAAGAAAUGA